UGUUGAUUUGCUGGUGUUCUUGGGACCCAAUUUCAGACCAGCUUAAGGUGCUGGAGAGCUGACCUCACAUUUGUCUCAAGAAUAUUCUUGUAUAAAGUGGAGUUCAUCGUUGUCUCAACAACUGCAACUUUCCCAGGUCCUGUGGCUGCAAAACCAAAUCAUCAGCCCUCCACCACCAGGCUUCACAGCUGAGAGAUGAAUGCACCAGAGAAACUCAUCAUCAUUUUUUGUCUGUUUCAAGGUGUUUUGUGUAGAGAAUUCUCCAUCAGUCUACCACAGAGUGUAGAAGCUCUGAGAGGACUCUGUGUUCUCAUACCCUGCAGGUUUGAGAUUGAAAAACAAUAUGAUGCAGACCUCAAGACAGCUCUUACAGGAAUCUGGUUUAAAGACGACCCUUUCAUUAACAAAGUCUUUAACUCUAAAGUAACUAAAGAGAACAAGAUUGAAGGGAAAAUUAUAGGAGACCUCCGCAUGAAGAACUGCACCACCAUCUUCUACAACAUCAGUGAGAGAGACAGUGGAAGAUAUUACUUUAGAAUAGAAACUUCAGGAAGACUGAAACACACUUAUAGCUCUUCAUCAGUAGAUAUAAGAGUGCGAGACUCUCCAAUCAGCCCCUCAAUAACACUGUAUAAGGAGGAUCAGGGGAAGGUGGAGGACCAAAAUGAGGUGGUGGAGGGAACUUCAGUGAGUCUCAUUUGCUCUGCUCCAGCUCCUCCAUGUCUCUUAAAGCCAACAACUUUUACAUGGAACUUCCUGCCAGAGGAGAGAAGACAGGAGCAGAAACGCAACACCAGCUUCAGUUCCUCUCAGCUGAACUUCAACUCUACUCACCUGCAUCAUGGAGUCAAUUUCACCUGCACUGCCACCUACCAGCUCCAGAACAAGAACAAAUCAGCACAGAGCUCUUUUACACUACAUGUUCUGUAUGCUCCUAGAAACACGACGGUAUCAGCGUCUCCAUCUGCUUCAGUGCUUUUGGGCAGUUCAGUGUCUCUGAGUUGCAGCAGUGAUGCAAACCCAGCAGUGCUGAACUACACCUGGUACAGAGAGAACGGAGAGCAGAUAGGAACCGGAAACCAUCUCACCAUCAACAUAACUGAUUCUACACAGAGUGGUUUCUACUACUGUAGAGCUCAAAACCAGCGCGGAGAUCAGAACUCAUCUGUGUACCUGGAUGUUCAGUAUGGUCCUAGAAACACAUCAAUAUCAGUGUCUCCAUCUGCUUCAGUGCUUUUGGGCAGUUCAGUGUCUCUGAAUUGCAGCAGUGAUGCAAACCCAGCAGUGCUGAACUACACCUGGUACAGAGAGAACAGAAGGCAGAUAGGAACCGGAAAACAUCUCACCAUCAACAUGACUGAUUCUACACAGAGUGGUUUAUACUACUGUAGAGCUCAAAACCAGCGCGGAGAUCAGAACUCAUCUGUGUACCUGGAUGUUCAGUAUGCUCCUAGAAACACGUCAGUAUCAGCGUCUCCAUCUGCUUCAGUGCUUUUGGGCAGUUCAGUGUCUCUUAGUUGCAGCAGUGAUGCAAACCCAGCAGUGCUGAAUUACACCUGGUACAGAGAGAACAGAAGGCAGAUAGGAACCGGAAAACAUCUCACCAUCAGCAUGACUGAUUCUACACAGAGUGGUUUAUACUACUGUAGAGCUCAAAACCAGCGUGGAGAUCAGAACUCAUCUGUGUACCUGGAUGUUCAGUAUGCUCCUAGAAACACGUCAGUAUCAGCGUCUCCAUCUGCUUCAGUGCUUUUGGGCAGUUCAGUGUCUCUGAGUUGCAGCAGUGAUGCAAACCCAGCAGUGCUGAACUACACCUGGUACAGAGAGAACGUGCAGAUAGGAACCGGAAAACAUCUCACCAUCAACACGACUGAUUCUACACAGAGUGGUUUAUACUAUUGUAGAGCUCAAAACCAGCUCGGAGAUCAGAACUCAUCUGUGUACCUGGAUGUUCAGUAUGCUCCUCGGGUCUCUCCCUCCUCCAGCUGUAACAGCACUCAGGAUUUGAUCAUGUGUUCCUGUGAGGCUCAUGGAAAUCCAUCUCCUAAACUGGAGUGGCAUCUCUCUGUUCAAAAUUCUUUGACCACCAGGGAGGAGAUUGUGAACAGCACAACUUUAAGAAGCUUCAUCUCCAUCCGUCCAUCAUUUACGGACAUGCUCACUCUGCAGUGUGUUGCCUCCAAUAACCUGGGCAUUGACACCCAGCUUUUCUACUUUAAGAAAGUGGCUAAUCACUCUGCUAAAGGUGUGGAUAUUUCCUCUGUGCUGAUUGGUGCAGCUGUUGGGAUUUUAGUAAUGAUGAUGUUGUGUGGUAUAUUCCUGUGUGUAAGGAGAGUGAGUCCUUCCCAAUCUGGACAAGGAGACACAGCAGGACUCGUUUUAAAUGACAGGGCUAUUCGACAGGAAGAAGACGGAGAGUCUGUGUAUGCGAACAAACAGGUUUCAUCAGAGUCGCUUCAUUACUCCACUGUUGUGUUUCCAAACAGAGAUGGAAGCGAAAUCAAAGGCAUUUCCUCUCUCACUACCGAAUACGCUACUGUGCAUCACGGCUCCAAACAGCAAAAUAAGGGAGGAAUUACAGAAACUGAGGCUAAAGAAAGAGAUAUAGAGCAUCUCAAACAGUCAGAUGGAGCUGAAGUCCUUUAUGCACAAGUUAAACCUCAUAAAAGUGAAGAGAAGGUGUGAAAAGAUCUAUAAAAUAAUUCAGUGUUUAAAAACAUGCUCAGAUAUGCAGUGCAAGCUAUGUGAGAUGUGAGAGGUAGAGAUGCACAUUUACAGAGAUAGAUAUUUAAGAUUAUAUUGUUUUGGAAAAUGACAAAAAAAAAAAAUCUGAAAAAACAUCAGUGCUUCAUGCACAAGCUGUUUUAUGUGAUGUAUGUCAUUAAGUUUUGAGUUUGUUUAUUGCCUCAGGGAAAUAAUUUGCAGCUUUUUUCCACAUUAAAAACACGCUUAUACAUUUAAAACAUCAUCUAAUUAUUAGCAUUCUAUACAGUAAGUGCUAUAAUGUGAGUUACACCGAUCAGCCAUAACAUUAUGACCACUGACAGGUGAAGUGAAUAAUACUGAUUAUCUUGUUACAAUAGCACCUGUCAAGGGUUGAGAUUUAUUAGGCAGCAAGUGACCAGUCGGUUCUCGAAGUUGAUGUGUUGGAAACAGGAAAAAUGGGCAAGCGUAAGGAUUAGAGAGACUUUGACAACGGCCAAAUUGUGAUGGCUAGAUGACUGGGUCAGAGCAUCUUUAAAACGGCAGGCCUUGUGGGGUGUUCCCGGUAUGCUGUGGUUAGUACCUACCAAAAGUGGUCCAAGGAAGGACAACCGGUGAACUAGCGACAGGGUCAUGGGCGCCCAAGGCUCACUGAUGCAUGUGGGGAGAGAAGGCUAGUCCCUCUGGUCCGAUCCCACAGAAGAGCUAUUGUAGCACAAAUUGCUGAAAAGUUAAAGCUGGCUAUGAUAGAAAGGUGUCAGAACACACAGCGCAUCGCAGCUUGCUGCGUAUGGGGCUGUGUAGCCACAGACCUGUCAGAGUGCCCAUGCUGACCUCUGUCCACUGCCAAAAGUGCCUACAAUGGACAGGUGAGCAUCAGAACUGGACCACGGAGCAAUGGAAGAAGGUGGCCUGGUCCGAUAAAUCACAUUUUCUUUUACAUCAUGUGGAAGGCCGGGUGCGUGUGCAUCGUUUACCUGGGGAAGAGAUGGCACCAGCAUGCACUAUGGGAAGAACGCAAGCUGGCGGAGGCAGUGUGAUGGUCUGGGCAAUGUUCUGCUGGGAAACUUUGGGUCCUGGCAUUCAUGUGGAUGCUAUUUUGAGACAUACCACCUACCUAAACAUUGUUGCAGACCAGGUACACCCCUUCAUGGCAAUGGUAUUCCCUAAUGGAAGUGACCUCUUUCGGCAGGAUAAUGCGCCCUGCCACACUGUAAAAAUUGUUCAGGAAUGGUUCGAGGAACAUGACAAAGAGUUCAAGGUGUUGACUUGGCCUCCAAAUUCCCCAGAUCUCAAUCCAAUGGAACAUCUGUGGGGUGUUCUGGCCAUCAAGUCCGAUCCAUGGAAGCUCCACCUCACAACUUACAGGACUUAAAGGAUCUGCUGUUAACGUCUUUGUGCCAGAUACCACAGCACACCUUCAGGGAUCUAGUGGAGUCCAUGCCUCGACGGGUCAGGGCUGUUUCGGCAGCAAAAGGGGGACCAACACAAUAAUAGGCAGGUGGUCAUAAUGCUAUGGCUGAUCGGUGUACACAGUUCAGUACUUCUUAUUUAUCUGAAUUUCUCCUUUUAUAAAUGACCCUACUUGCUUUUAUUUAAUAACUUGCAGUUUUUUUGGUGAUAAUUUGACUUUUUUCUAUUAUUGUUUGCAUUUCUGUUUGGGAUAAUAUAAUUUAAAAUGUUUAUUAGUAUUUCAGUCUUAUUGCUUAUUUCUCUCUAAAUCUCAGCUCUGAAAGAAAAAACAAUAAAACGAAAACAAAUGUUAAAUAAAAAUCGAUGUGCUAGUUCCUUGUAGACAUUUUGUGUUGCUGUGUAAUGAUGUGUUCUCUGUAUAUUAUUGCUGAUAAUCAUACGUAACAUGGCUAAAAUAGUUUUUUUUUCACUAGAUUUUCCUGUUUAUAUGCAUUCAAUACUGUUCUAUAAUUGUUUAAACCAGUGUUUGUAAAAAUACAUUAAAAAGGGUCUGUAAGGAGGUGAUGGUUUAACAACAAAGUGGUUCAGUCCAGGCAGCCAUACCUGCUGUAUUGUUAUUUUAGCGGUCUUUUCCUCCUCUCUCCCAAACGGAAGAGGUAUGCUGUGUCCCAUGCUACAGUUUAAUAAUUAGCAUUGGUUGAAAAUAAUUCACACACAGAAAUACAUGUUUAAGUUGUUUUAUCUGUUUUUGUUGUUAUUUACAGAUGUAAGAUCAUAUAUACUUAACGUACACGUUUCAGUGAUGUGGAUUGGUAUACUUUGGAAUGCUAUUUUUGUUGACAGUGUUACUGAUGUGUGAGCUGAAGCUGUCGUGACGAUCUGUCUAUAUAAAAAUACAUUCUCUAUGCAGACCC
Molecule: messenger RNA, 5030 nt
Organism: Pangasianodon hypophthalmus (striped catfish)
Lineage: Eukaryota; Metazoa; Chordata; Actinopteri; Siluriformes; Pangasiidae
Product: myelin-associated glycoprotein
Exons: 12
Coding region: 196-2685 (829 amino acids)
Source: RefSeq, a predicted model, not a curated record